AUGGCUUCAGAAAACACAUUUUCAGACUUUAAGUUGGCAACUGAGUUGUCCGCAUGGAAACAAUUGGAAUCCUUGUACGAAAGCAAGGGUAAGAAGCUAAAUGUCAAGGAAGAAUUCUCUAAGGACAGCUCUCGUUUCGAGAAGUACUCUAAGACCUUUGUGAAUUACGAUGGUUCUAAGAUUCUGUUCGAUUUCUCUAAGAACUUGAUUGACGAUGAAAUUGUCAAGACCUUGAUCUCCCUAGCCAAGGAAGCCAAGGUUACCGAAUUGAGAGACGCCAUGUUCAAGGGUGAACACAUCAACUUCACCGAAGACCGUGCUGUGUACCACGUUGCUUUGAGAAACAGAUCCAUGAAGCCAAUGAGCGUGGACGGCGUUAACGUGGCUCCAGAAGUGGACUCUGUUUUGCAACACAUGAAGGAAUUCACCGAAGAAGUUAGAUCUGGUUCCUGGAAGGGUUACACCGGUAAGGCUAUUACUGAUGUUGUUAACAUCGGUAUCGGUGGUUCCGACUUGGGUCCAGUCAUGGUUACCGAAGCCUUGAAGCACUACGCAACCAACAUCCACGUUCACUUCGUUUCUAACAUCGAUGGUACCCACAUUGCAGAAACUUUGAAGAACUUGAACCCUGAAACCACCUUGUUCUUGAUCGCUUCCAAAACCUUCACCACUGCUGAAACCAUCACCAACGCUACCAGCGCUAAGAACUGGUUCUUGUCCAAGACUGGCAAUGACCCAUCUCACAUCGCCAAGCAUUUUGCUGCUUUGUCCACCAACGCUAAGGAGGUUGAGAAGUUCGGUAUCGACACCAAGAACAUGUUCGGUUUUGAAAACUGGGUCGGUGGUCGUUACUCUGUUUGGUCCGCCAUUGGUUUGUCCGUCGCUCUAUACAUCGGCUUCGACAACUUUGAAGCUUUCUUGAAGGGUGCCGAAGCUGUGGAUAAACAUUUCGUUGAAACUCCUUUGGAAGACAACAUCCCAUUGUUGGGUGGUUUGUUGUCUGUUUGGUACAACAACUUCUUCGACGCUCAAACCCACUUGGUCGCUCCAUUCGAUCAAUACUUGCACAGAUUCCCAGCCUACUUGCAACAAUUGUCUAUGGAAUCCAACGGUAAGUCCGUCACCAGAGGUAACGUUUUCGCAAACUACUCUACUGGUUCGAUUUUGUUCGGUGAACCAGCCACCAACGCUCAACACUCUUUCUUCCAAUUGCUACACCAAGGUACAAAGUUGAUCCCAUCUGAUUUCAUCUUGGCUGCCCAAUCUCACAACCCAAUUGAAGACAACUUGCAUCAAAAGAUGUUGGCCUCAAACUUCUUUGCUCAGGCAGAGGCUUUGAUGGUCGGUAAGGACGAAGAAAAGGUCAAGUCUGAAGGUGCUACUGGAGGCUUGGUUCCACACAAGAUUUUCUCUGGUAACAGACCAACUACUUCUAUCUUGGCUCAAAAGAUCACUCCAGCUACUUUGGGUGCCUUGAUUGCUUACUACGAACACGUCACUUUCACCGAAGGUGCUAUCUGGAACAUCAACUCUUUCGACCAAUGGGGUGUCGAAUUGGGUAAGGUGUUGGCCAAGGUUAUUGGUAAGGAAUUGGAUGAUGGUAGCAAGAUUGCUACUCACGAUGCCUCUACCAACGGUUUGAUCAACCAAUUCAAGGAAUGGAUUUAA
Molecule: messenger RNA, 1668 nt
Organism: Kluyveromyces marxianus DMKU3-1042
Lineage: Eukaryota; Fungi; Ascomycota; Saccharomycetes; Saccharomycetales; Saccharomycetaceae
Gene: PGI1
Product: glucose-6-phosphate isomerase
Exons: 1
Coding region: 1-1668 (555 amino acids)
Biological process (GO): glycolytic process; gluconeogenesis; glucose 6-phosphate metabolic process
Cellular component (GO): cytosol
Molecular function (GO): carbohydrate derivative binding; monosaccharide binding; glucose-6-phosphate isomerase activity
Source: RefSeq, a predicted model, not a curated record